Molecule: messenger RNA, 5185 nt
Organism: Osmia lignaria (orchard mason bee)
Lineage: Eukaryota; Metazoa; Arthropoda; Insecta; Hymenoptera; Megachilidae
Gene: jef
Product: major facilitator superfamily domain-containing protein 6 jef
Cellular component (GO): membrane
Source: RefSeq, a predicted model, not a curated record
CCGUCCACGAAAGACGAAGAACGGAAGGGGCUAAGGAAGGUAGACCUCGACCCUAGUCAUGCAGAACUAUGGACACGAAAACUACGAUUAUGGGUCUAUCGAGGGAACCUCGCAACAGGCAGGCGGUAGAUCGUUACCACAGGUACCAGGUGCUCGACCCAUGGUGGAUCCCGAGGCCCAAGGCGAGGUCGACCCUACCUUGUAUCCGCAACCAAAAGAGGCGACGCAUAAGAUUCGUGGCAAGAGCGACGUGAUCGAAUACCUGUUUGGUUCCGUCGAUCAGGAACUUCUCACUGUGAAAACCUUUUAUUUUUUCUUCUACUCGGCCUUUGGCUCCCUCUUUCCUUUGAUGGGAGUCUACUUCAAGCAGAUGGGCAUGAACGCCGGUCAAUGUGGUCUCUUGAUGGGACUUAGGCCUUUGGUCGAGUUCCUCAGCGCUCCUUUCUGGGGCUCGCUAGCCGACAGAUGGCAGAAAGGUAAGAUGAUGCUUCUAGCAUCUCUUUCCUGCUGGAUUAUCUUCACCCUUCCUCUGGCCUUCAUGCAACCACCGGCCACGUCCUGCGUGGUUUUACGCAACAACACCGUCUACUUGGAAUCCCCGAAUCCCAAAACUAGGAUAGUCAAGAGAUCGACCAAUUUCGAUGAAUUUUACCAUCGAGGCGACAACCAUUGCCUGGAAGUAGCCGCGAACGUCGUGUUCGAGAGGCUGCGUAAAAACGACGACACGAUAGACUCGCUGAACAGGUUGCUUUCGCAACCUAACAAGACUUCCUCGACGAGCAACGUCAGAAGGAACGAUCGAAACUCCAUCCAUAAGAAAACUGAGGAUCUGAAUAAUAAUAGGAUUCGAAGAGAAGCUUCGAUAGAGAGUACGAGCACCGAGGAGAGCCCUAUAGAAGAUCUCAAGUACAAACAGCUGGUGUUCGAAGAGAACGCGAACGAUCCUGAAGCCAAAACCAUCGAUUUCGAGACCCUCCAAAGGAGAAACCGUCCAGCCGACGUGCUCGAGUACAAACGUUUCCUUAAUAAUCAACCCCUGGACGAUGGAACACCGCCGAAGAAGGCGUACACUCACACGAAAACCAGAGCGAAACCUCCGCCGAUGAAAGUUAUGGUGAAGCGAGACACCAGUGACGAAAUAAUUAAAGAUAAUCAAAUUCUGUCCGAGUCUAGUCAACCAUGGUCCACCAUAAAGACUCCACGGAAGCUGACGUUAAUGGACGACGAAGAGAUGGAUAAGGACAAAGAUGAGGAGGCUGUUGACGUGCCACUGGUCAGGAGUAAACGUUACGUUUGGGUGCCACAUUCUGGAAAAAGUCCUCACUCGGUUUCUUAUGCUGCGAAUUACAACGAACAAGAAAAUAAGGGCUGGGUAAAGCCGCUCUUCAGCUCCAUUGUCUAUAGAUUGCCGGACAUUCAAAAAACCUUCUUCUUACUGUUACUGUUAGUAAUAGUUGGAGAAUUCUUCUCAGCUCCAGCGAUAACGUUGGCAGAUUCAGCUGUCAUUACUUUGUUAGGCGAGGAUGCCGACAGGUAUGGUCACCAGCGAAUGUUCGGUAGUUUAGGCUGGGGUCUAGCCAUGUUCUUCGUUGGUAUCGCUUUGGAUCACAGUACCGCCUUCUCUGAGCAUCCAUGCGGUCCUGACGCCAGGGAGAAGAAUUACACGAUCUGUUUCGCGAUCUUCAGCGUCCUGAUGGGCGCAGCAUUGAUCACUGCCACGCAAAUCAAUUUCAAGUACGAUGUGAUCGAAUCGGAACCGGAAGUGAUCAAACCACCUGCUGAACCAACCAGAGAAGAACAACUGCAGAGCCAACUGUCUCAACAGUUGAAUCUUCCUAGUCUUCAGGAUUCAUCGGCUGCAGUGAAUCCAAAGCCUCAACCUCCAGAGGGCAAAACAAAAAUGUUCGCUCAAACGAUGCGGGAAAUCCCAGAAUGGGUGACCGUGUUGAAGCAAUUCAAAGAUUUGAAGUGCGCCUCUUUCCUCUUCGUCGCCUGGUUCAUGGGUUUCGGUAUCGGCUUGAUCUUCACCUUCCUGUUCUGGCACCUCCAGGACUACGGUGGCACACCCACCUUGUUUGGCGUUGCUUCUGUGAUCAACCACGUCUCUGAGAUAUUCGCCUACUUCUUCAGCUUCAAGUUGAUCCGUCAGAUCGGUCACGUGAAGGUGUUGUGCAUGGGACUAGGUGGUAACGUGAUCCGUUUCCUCUACAUAUCCUGGCUGACGACACCAUGGUGGGUUCUACCUUUCGAAUUCAUUCAAGGAAUAACCCACGCCGCUGUGUGGGCCGCGUGUUGCAGUUACAUUUCGCACAACACACCAUCACACUUGCGCACCAGCGCCCAAGGGGUUCUUCAAGGUAUACAUCAUGGUCUUGGCAGGGGAUGCGGUGCAGUUAUCGGUGGCUUGUUCGUCGAUGCAUACGGAACGACCGCGACGUUCAGAGCGUACGGCCUGAUCUGCCUGGUGGUUCUGGGUGGUUUCGUGUUCAUCAACUUCUACAGGAAGGAUACGGGCUUCAUAUCGGACCUACCACCAACGGAGGAUCCGCAUCAGGUGGCUGAAGCGACGCAUUUGGCACCGCACGGAGUACCUAGCAACGCGAUUCCUCGUGCCCUCAGCUCUACUCGCCUGCACGAGCUGGGUAAUCAAGACUACCAGGCAAACACGAGGUACCAAAACAGGCUUCAACCUACUGACGGUCCUAACAUCGGUACAAAUGGAGGCGUGGUGAACCCAACGAAUCCAUUCCUGAACGGUGGAGGCGGCGGUGGAGGUGGCUAUAAUUACGGUAUGACUGGCAAAGGCGAGGACGAGUAUAUCCGUAGGAGCUUCCAGCUCUACAAUGAAGUGAUCAGCAGAGAAUUCGACCUGAUUAAACCACCGCCGAUAGUGACCCACCUACACGCUCAACAACCAUGCACCAACCCCUUCCAUCAACACGAUUACGAGUGGUAACAGUCCGGGAUGUUCGAUCCUACUUGAAGAGAUCAGGAUAACGGGAGAUGCUGAUCAGAUCACGGGAAACUGAUCUGAAGAACCAAGAAUCGAGCAGGACCAGACUCGAAGAGACGGAACAUUUUUUACUCGGUUACCAAAAAGCAAACCCUAGAAACUUCGCGGUACCCCGUCGAUCAAUCAUCAGACUGAAUCGAUGAAACGACGAUUCUAACGUGCCUGGAUCACUGAGAUGCUCUCACAAAUUACUCUCAACGCUUUGACGUCAGUUUCGUGACUUUGGUACGUGGAUUUUUUUUUAAAUGAUAAAUCUAUCGGUAGCCUCUGAUCGGGAAUGCGUGCAAUUGAUAAGGAUCGAUAUCGAUCGAGGGGGUAUCGAACGGUUUCUGUAUAAAACGGGGAGAUUGACGUCUAUGUCGCGUAGAGGAUCGAGUUUCUCGACGAGAAUAGGCGCGAAACGAAAUAAAUACCAUCCGAUCGAUGUAUUUUACUAGAAGUGAGAAUAGGAUGUACAGCGGGGAGAGCGGCGGUAUCUUUCGUGACUAUCAAUCUAUCUACAUAGUAUACCUGACACGUGUAGUAAGGCACAACACGAUCUGCGGGGUCGCUUCAACGAAAACAUUUAUCCUAUUUAAUGGACUUGCAUUUCACGGUGUCGUUUGGGCGUUUCUUUGUCGAUUAACGAAUAUGAACACGAUGAGAUUAAGAACAUAAAGAGGUCUGAGGAUGAGCUGAUAUUCGGUGUUUGCAAUGGAAGUCUGGAGGCCUGAAAACCUCAGGGAUUCUAAUACUGUUCUUAGCGUAGAAAUUGACGAAAGGGAUGAAACUCAAACGAUGCCAUGUGCCCUGAUGCAAGCAACUCGAUGUAUUAUUGUGUAUCUACGUGCGAUCGCGUGUUCUGCUUCUCUCGUUUCAUCGUGAUUCUGGGUCACACGUCUAUAUCCACUAUCCCUCUCGGCGUAAGAAUCGAAUUAGGCUGUCGACGGAGGUCGUCGACGAUAUCAUUGUAAAUACUUAUCUUCUAUUUCUCUCUCUCUAACUCGCGUGUGAAUAUUAGAAUUAAAAAAAAAGAAAAAAAAAAUAUGAAAGCCCUGUUCCUUGUUCUCGUUCACCGUUAUUUUCUGUUUCUAGGAUGAACGUUACUUGUUGCGUGUUAUAUCUGUAAAAUGUUUCACUUGUAACCGUGUAGUCUAUUCGAGUAUAGAGCUCGUCGAGGUACUCUCUUAUCGUUUAAAGCAACCACGUUUCUUGCGUGAGAUAGGUGUAUAAAUAUUGUUGAAACUGAGAGAUGAUGAUUAAAUCGGAUUCUUGAUCGAAAGCGGAAACGAGGAUACUCGCGAAGGGAACCUAACUCCUUGCACGCCUGACCGGAAAGGAAUCGAAGCUUUUGUUUUGAAGGAAACCGAGAGGAAAAAUAAGAAUAUACGAUUCGUGUUUAUUGGCGAAGAGUUUUCAAAUCUCCAAGUUUCCAAACAUCCAACUUUCCAAGCUUCCAAAUUUCGUAAAGAAAGGAAAUCCUUCUGAAUACCCUGGAUUCGAUUCGAUUCGGUUCGGUGGGUGAACUAAGCCUAAACGAAGCAGAAUCUCGUUUUCCGAGGCACAAGCUAGAUACUUUAACACCUUAUCGACGACUGACAUCCUUUAGUAUCAAACUGAAAUUACAAAAGAAAACGUCUCAUAUGAAUACUCGUCAACAGCCUCGUCGAUAGAGUGUUAAUCAGAGUUCAACCUAAAAGAAGAUAAGACAUAGGCGUCGUAUGCAACCGAGUGCUUUAGCUCAGUAUUGUUAUAUAAAAUACAACUAUAUAUAUAUAUAUAUUUAAUCGUAAGAGUGUGGGUCAGAAUGAAUUCGUGUCUAAGGGUGCGUUUCAACAACCACCCUGGAUUAGUUUUCGAGGACAUCUUCCACCGAAAUCGAGCAUAAACUUAGGGAAAUAUAACGAGCAUGAAACGAACAGAUAAUCAUAAUGAUCGGAAGAGAAUUUUCAUCGGAACCAGAUGGAAAUAAAAAGAGAUUCAACAAUGUACGCACUCAUACCCGCCUUGACCAUAAAAUCAUUAGCCGUCGAUAUUAACCGAUAUUGUUCUGAAAGCUUCUAGUGUUCACGUUUUCUCGUGUCCCUAUUAAUUAUUGUAGAAAACUACUUUCAACAGAGAAAUGAUGUUUCAACUACAAUUACUCAAAAGUCUUCCCUAACAUUUACACGAAACCGCAUAAUUUUUCGAAAA